GCGUGAUAGAAUAAAUGUGAAGUGUCCCGGCAUUGCUGCAGGGCACCCAAAUUGUCGAUGCAUGUGUCAGCAGUCCCGGGGGCCUACCCCCAGAUUGGCGGCCAACCGAUGAUGCCGCAAAUGCGCGCUCCAAUGCCACAAGGCUUUGCUGGUGGUGUUGCAGCUGCUCCAGGGAUGAAUUCAAUGCAGGGGCAUGCGCCACCAGCGCAGCCCCAAAUGGCACCGCAACCUCAGCUCGGCCAAAUGCGCCCGGGAACGGGCAGCAUGCAGCUUGGGCAUCGCCCUUCAGGCUCCAGUCUUGGCACUUUUGAGGCUCUGUCGCCUACACAAGCAGGUUCAAGGACGAUGCCAGUCUCCGGCCCUUCCGGAGCUCGAGAGCAGGCUCUGCAACAGCGAGUCACUGACCUCGAGGAGCUCCUGAAGAGCAAAGACCAGGAGAUCAAGGAACUUCAGGGUGCGUUGUCAAAGGCCGGAAUAAAGCUUCCAUCGACAUCUCUGAAAAAGGCCAAAGCGCGAGAAAAGGUUGGGAGCGGUGGAUUCCGCAAAGUUUCUCAAUCUCAACCCUCGGUGCCUUAUGAAGCCUUGGACCAGGAGGAUCCAAUUGACCUUCGCUUGGAGGAGUUCUACAAUGGGACAGGUUCAGCCAUUCCUUUUCAAAGGAUCAAUCGUGGUUUCUACCGAUUCGGAGAGACGAUUCUGGAGCUCAACAUCAUCAAUCACAAGCUAAUGGCAAAAACAGAAGAUGGCUGGAACCGAAGCAAAUUUGGGCCCAUUGAAAAGUUUCUGAUGUACUAUGAGAACAUUGAGAGGGAAAAGGCAGGAAUCCCUAUGGAAGCUUGAAGUGACAGGGCUGACGCUGACCAGAAGAAAGAAGGGCUCAGGAUCAAACAAACGCAAGCUGAAGAGAU
This is a messenger RNA of Cladocopium goreaui, 908 nucleotides long. The record is from the annotation of a GenBank genome assembly. Lineage: Eukaryota; Dinophyceae; Suessiales; Symbiodiniaceae.